Molecule: messenger RNA, 1225 nt
Organism: Scatophagus argus
Lineage: Eukaryota; Metazoa; Chordata; Actinopteri; Scatophagidae
Exons: 10
Coding region: 50-682 (210 amino acids)
Biological process (GO): synaptonemal complex assembly
Cellular component (GO): synaptonemal complex
Source: RefSeq, a predicted model, not a curated record
CAGAAAACUUAACUAUCGGGAUAAUUCAGGAUGCUACUGCGUUAGCAGGAUGAACAUGAGCGAAUCGGCAGUGUUCACCAUGGAGGAUUUGAUUAAUAUCACACCACCGAAUGGAGGUGAAGCUAUGCGGGAGAUCAAAGUUGAACAGGCGAUGGGCAAAUUAAGACGUCUUCAACAAGGUAAAACAGCCCUGGAAGAAGAAAUUAAGGAGCUCGAAUCAACCAGUGACUCUUUGCAGAAAGAGGUUGCAACAUUACAAACUGAAGCUUUCCAACUGGAAGGAAUCCAUAGAGAAAAGGAAGAGUUGUACCAGAAGCUGCAGUUCCAGUGUGACAAGUCUGAGCAGGAGUCUACCUGGCAGUUAGAGCAGAACAAGGAAAGUGAUGAAUUGCUGGAACAGUACAGAUGUGAAAUCCAGGAAUGCAAGCUUAAACACCGGAAGCAACGGAUGAUGUAUGAAAACCAACUUCAUCAGCUGAUAGAGCAGCAUAAGAAUCUGCACUCCAUCUUUACUCUAGAAAGCCUCCCAGAUGAAAUAGUGAGUGCUGAGAAUACAAAAAGUCAGCUAUUAUUAGCUGAACAAAUGAAGUUGGCCCAUCUGCAUCGUCUGAAUGAAGACCUAGAGGAGGUAAAAAGACAGAUGCAGUCAGGGACAACACCUGCAGUGACUCAGGAGGAGUGAAAAUGCCGCUUUAAACCAGUUGUACCGAAAUGCAAAGAAUCAGAGGUAAUAGUCUUGUUAGCUGAAAACCUUAAAUCUUCCAAGUGUUCAAAGGAUUGAGGAAUUUUGCCAAACCAGUACAGCAAAAAACUAAAACUUAAGUUGACUUCAACAUGAAAUGAAACAACCCAAAUUUUAAUCAGAACUUAAAGAUUUAUACCCAUAACACCUAAUUAAAUGUAAUGUGAAUACUAUGAUGUGAAUACUGAAUUUCCCCUUGGGCAUAAACAAAGUCUCAUCUCAUCUCAACUUAAAAGUUUUACUACUAAACUUUGUUUAUUCCUGUGUCCUGGAUGUUUUUUGUUUUUUUUCCAUUGGCUUGAUAUUUUAUAUUACUUGUUUUGUCAGCCAUCAGCAUAUUUUGAAAUGCAAUUAGUUGUUUGAAUUUAGCCAGAUUUGAUGUAUUUGUGAAAUAUACACUGCAAAUUGUGAAUAACAUUUUUAUAUAUACCAGUAGUAUGUAUUUGGUAUAAUAAACAUGUUCAUUCAUUUAAUAAAGUUACU